GUCACUUGCCGUAGAGCUGCAGUGUUUCGGAGACGUCGUUUCAAGGGAGAACUGAAAAAUAUAAAUUACUCGAGUAACUCGGUGAACAGUGGCCGCGUACUAAUUCGUAUAAUUUGUAAGAGCCGGUAAAACACAUAAAGAUGAUCAGAGCAUCCUUUGCAGUAACGAUACUGACUGUGAUCGCUGCCACACAUGGUGCGUUCAAUUGCCCGAGCAAGGAUGGACAGUACGAGGAUUCGAAACAGUGUGACAAAUACUAUCAGUGCGUCGACGGUGUUGCCACGGAGAAGCUCUGUCCAGAUGGACUUGUUUUCGAUCCCCUGAAUCGCAAAGUGAACAAAUGCGAUCACGUAUUCAACGUCGACUGCGGGGACCGCCUUGAAUUACAGCCACCCCAACCUACCAAGAAGUGCCCGCGGAGGAAUGGUUUCUUUGCCCAUCCGGACCCAUCGGUUUGCAACGUUUUUUAUAAUUGCAUUGAUGGCGAGGCAAUCUCAAUCACUUGUACCACCGGAUUACAUUUCGACGAAUAUAGUGGCACGUGCGUUUGGCCUGACAGCGCCGGACGAGAAGGAUGCGGAGCGGUGGAUAAAAAGUUGAAGGACGGCUUCGAGUGUCCGAAGGAGGCUGAAAGGGAUACCAGAGGAAUGGUCGUCGAUCAUCCAAAAUUCGCGCACCCAGAGGAUUGUCAAAAGUUCUAUGUCUGCUUGAACGGCGUGACACCGCGUGAGCAAGGCUGCAGCGAUGGCACUGUCUAUAACGAGGAACAGCAGAGAUGCGACGCGCCUGAAAAUGUCCCCGGCUGUGAGGAUUGGUACAAGGACGAUGACAAAAAACCAUGAGAUAUCAACUGAAUUUAUAUGUCCCGCAUCGGGAUCUCGAUUAUCAUCUCGGAAUCACGUCAUCCUCGUUUAGUGUGUAAUCAUGUGUGUGUUUAGACAUUUGAAUGUUCAUAAAUAAUAAAUUCUAUUUUAUCUUAUUAAUGUUA
Molecule: messenger RNA, 988 nt
Organism: Ceratina calcarata
Lineage: Eukaryota; Metazoa; Arthropoda; Insecta; Hymenoptera; Apidae
Product: protein obstructor-E
Exons: 5
Coding region: 141-842 (233 amino acids)
Cellular component (GO): extracellular region
Molecular function (GO): chitin binding
Source: RefSeq, a predicted model, not a curated record